This is a messenger RNA of Aplosporella prunicola CBS 121167, 756 nucleotides long. RefSeq lists its product as uncharacterized. The transcript has a single exon. Lineage: Eukaryota; Fungi; Ascomycota; Dothideomycetes; Botryosphaeriales; Aplosporellaceae. The coding region runs from base 1 to 756 and encodes 251 amino acids. The record is from RefSeq and is a predicted model, not a curated record.
AUGUCGUCGUACCUCUCCAACCUGCUCACUACCACGACAUCACGCUACAACUCGCUCCGCCGCAACCUCCUCUCCGAAGAGACCGACGGAGACACCGAGGACGACUCGCACAUCUCGCGCGUUCUGCGCGCCUAUUACGUCGAGACAGGCCGUCCCUUCCCGCCAUGGCUCCCGCCCGACCCCAAGGCCCCGCAGUCGGCGCCCGUCCAGCAAUUCGCCCGCUCCAGCGCCCCUCAAGCCGCCAGCCCUGCACCCGGCAGUCGCGCCGGGCUCAGCGACCUCUGGGACUCGCCCGCCCAGCAAGCUCCCCCGGCGCAGCCCAUGUCGCUGCGGUCGCGCGGUCAGCCCCAACCCCGGCCCGGCACGGGCGGCGGCCGCGGCGGCUUCCUGCAAACAGAGCCAGCGGCAGCAGCCCAGGGCCGCCCGCUGCCCAGCCAGCGAGCCGGCAGCUACCAGAGCGCGCACUCGCAGGCGUCGCGCCCCAGCUUUGACGGCACAUCCAGCGGUGGGGGCUCGGCACAGGAGAGACUGAAGGCAAGACUAUGGGGUGGCAGCAGAAGCGGCAGCCCCGGCCCUAGCCCUGGCUCCGGCAGCCCUGGCCAGCGUCCCAAUCCUUUCGACAGAUCACAAAACAGCAGCCCGCAGGCGUACGGGGGCGGCGGCGGAGGAGGAGGAGGGGCUUACGACACGGCGGGCGGGGGAUACAGUCGACCGGGGCGGAUCGGACUGCCUAGCGGGCCUAGGCCAAACAGAUGA